AUGGCCUUCGAAGAAUCUUCAGCUCUGGCCUGCAUGUUCAUCGUCAAGAACAUUGUUAUCCCGCCCUCUCGUACUAUACCGUCAGAUCAGGAUGUCUUUACCGGACUAGUACGACCUAACCUAUCCUUCAUGGAUUUACCGCGAGAACUUCGAGAUAUCGUAUACGAGCCCUACCUACCGGACACUGAAAGCACAUACGACGCAAAGACACACAAGUUCACUAUCACUAGCCAGGGAGCCAACGACAUGUCCCUCGGCUUCACUUGUCAUACCAUCUUAGAGGAGCUACUUUGUCGCGCAUUCGAAGUCAAUCUAACUUUUCAUGCUGCUUUCGUGCACACGCCACGCGAGAGUGACGAUCAAUGGGUCGAUGACAUAGGCCAUAUCUUACUUUACAAGGAGGAUAUCGUCGAUGAAAUGGCCCGUGGGUUUCUAUCGGAGGCCGGAGAGGAAGAGAUAGCUGCAUGCUAUCCCCAGUUUCAGCCCAUACUCUCUGCCUGGCGCUUGAACCGCGAUGGAACAUGGUUCUCCAAGGGCUAUGACUGGGGAGAGGCACCAUCCAUAUAUCGCGACUUCAUUCAGCACACGUUGACUGUGCUGGCAAAGCAUCCCGACUUCGCGGCGGACGACGUAGACUGGACCGACGCCCUACGAAUACCAUCAGACGGCCAGACACCAAGUCGCAACCUCUUGGAUCUUACCAAUCUACAGUCCAAACUUUGGUCAAUUCCUACGAACGGAGACUUCAUGCAUACCGUGUCUAUCUCUGGAUUUCCUACGGAGAAUACCGAUUACCCCAAUACCAUUAGGUACCCAUUCUCGGCCGCAGCUAUCGCAAUACGAUUCCUCAACUUCCUGCCCCAGGGCCUGCGGAAGCAGAUCCAACGUCUCCGCCUUGUUGAAAACCGAACUUCUAUCGCGCAUCCGGAGUGCCACAUGCGAGGCUUGAUACCAUUCUGCAUCGAUAUGCCAAAACUCCGCAUCGAACGACGCGUCAGCAUCUGGAAAACAGCUUCUGCUUGUCACCAUCCAUACCCUUGGCGUAACGAGAGACGAGUUUAUGUGCGAGAAGGCAGACAGGAGGGCAAAAAGAAGCCUAAACGUAACCGGAGAAUCUGGCCAGGCUGGAGUAAUGAUCCUUCGUUCGAUGACUGGUGGACUGCUCGUUUGUUACCAGAAGGUCAGUCUGUGACGAAAGCGAUCGCACCCUGGAUCAUAGAGGCUGACGCCUUGGAAUCGCUCGGCAUGCCGGCCGGUGUAUGCACUCUAGUAUUCAAAGGAGACACAGCUCUGUAUCCUCAUCUCGCACACAAUAUGUUCAACAACGUUAUACAACGCGACGCCGCGUGGCAAAUGGCCAUGAACCUGAUGUUCACGACCGAAAACUCGGAUAGUUCGCAAAUCGAGUGGUUUUCAAAGCGACGCGGUCUCGGAUACUUCUACGAGAAGUUUCCAGUUUUACUUCAGCAAAUGACCGCGGGGACAGGUCACUUCAAGUGUGAUUUCGAUCUGGGGGUUGAACAAGAUGCCAGGACCGUCGCCCGAGGCUUGCCAUUUUAUGCUUCUCCACAAUGGAACUGGCUCUGGCGCCACCAUCAGCUGAACUCAAAUGAUAAGGCGUAUGCUCUGAUCUUCAAGGUUCUGAGCCCUAACCGCCCUGGGCCUCACUGA
This is a messenger RNA of Alternaria incomplexa, 1671 nucleotides long. RefSeq lists its product as uncharacterized. Lineage: Eukaryota; Fungi; Ascomycota; Dothideomycetes; Pleosporales; Pleosporaceae. The coding region runs from base 1 to 1671 and encodes 556 amino acids. The record is from RefSeq and is a predicted model, not a curated record. The transcript has a single exon.